AUGAAAGAGAAAAUAAGUUUAUUUUUUUUUAUUAAAUUUUUUACGUUUAUCCUUUUAAAUGAGUGUGCCAUUUUAUGUAGUGAUAGUAUCCUUUAUAAAAAUUUGGAUAAAAAAAACAAUGAUUAUAAAAAAUCAGGUAUUAGUAUUUAUAGAUUAGCAGUAGUUAAUAAAAAUGAAGGGCGUUCAAAUAUUGUAUGGAUGAAGGGUGUACCAAAUAUUGGAGUGUGUGAAAAAAAAGACAUAUCUAAUAAUAAAAAGGGGACCACAGGAAAAAAUAAAAAACAAUGUAAAAGUUCAUUAAAUAAUAAAAUAGUAUUUGAGAAAGUUAUGGAAGUUAAAUCUCCUGCAUAUAUUGAAGGAAAUACAUAUUUUGAUAAAGGUAAGUUAAAGCAUAAAAAUUAUGUAAAGAAAGUUGUGGAAGUUGUAAAAGCUGGUUCUAAGUUUUUAAGGAAGUGCGUAGAUAGAAGAGGAGUUAUUUUUAAUUUUAUACUUAUCAUACAUUUAGCACUUGCAGCAUCAGUUUUAAUAUCAACAUGUACUUAUUCUAUCGAUAAUAAUCCAAUGGAUGUAAAAUGGAUUAUUCCAUUUGUUUUACGAUCACUUCUUAUAUUCUGGAUUAUGUUUAUAUUAUGGCUUUUUUCUAUCUACCGAAAAACUGUAAAAUGUAAAAAGUGA
Plasmodium malariae is the source of this 675-nucleotide messenger RNA. Its product is annotated as Plasmodium exported protein, unknown function. NCBI's taxonomy places the organism in Eukaryota, Apicomplexa, Aconoidasida, Haemosporida, Plasmodiidae. The record is from RefSeq and is a predicted model, not a curated record. Bases 1 to 675 code for a protein of 224 amino acids. The transcript has 2 exons.